Messenger RNA from Sorex fumeus (smoky shrew), 8567 nucleotides. Its product is annotated as myomegalin. NCBI's taxonomy places the organism in Eukaryota, Metazoa, Chordata, Mammalia, Eulipotyphla, Soricidae. The transcript has 41 exons. Gene Ontology annotation, cellular component: nucleus; microtubule organizing center. Gene Ontology annotation, molecular function: zinc ion binding. Bases 33 to 7661 code for a protein of 2542 amino acids. The record is from RefSeq and is a predicted model, not a curated record.
GCGGCGCUGCCCCCCGGGAGGGGGCCGGGAAGAUGAAGGAGAUCUGCAGGAUCUGCGCCCGGGAACUGUGCGGUAACCAGCGGCGCUGGAUCUUCCACACGGCGUCCAAACUCAACCUGCAGGUCCUGCUCUCGCACGUCCUGGGCAAGGAUCUGCCCCGCGAUGGCAAAGGCGAGUUCGCGUGCAGCAAGUGCGCGUUCAUGCUGGACCGCAUCUAUCGCUUCGACACGGUCAUCGCCCGCAUCGAAGCGCUCUCGAUCGAGCGCCUGCAGAAGCUGCUGCUGGAGAAGGACCGGCUCAAGUUCUGCAUCGCCAGCAUGUACCGCAAGAACAACGAGGGCCCCGGCCCCGAGGCCAAGGCGGGCCCCGGCACGGUGGACAUCUCCGGCCUGCCCGACGCCCGGUACUCUGCCCUGCUGCAGGAGGACUUCGCGUAUUCCGGGUUCGAGUGUUGGGUCGAGAACGAGGACCACGUCCCCGAGCUGCACAGCUGCCACGCCUCGGAGGGCCCCGGCAGCCGACCCAGGAGGUGCCGCGGCUGUGCGGCUCUGCGGGUCGCCGAUGCGGACUACGAAGCCAUCUGCAAGGUGCCGAGGAAGGUGGCCAGAAGUAUUUCCUGCGGCCCUUCCAGCAGGUGGUCCACCAGCAUCUGCACGGAGGAGCCGGCCCUCUCCGAGGUCGGGCCGUCGGAUCUCCCGGGCACCAAAGCCCCCCCGGAUGGAGAAAGCAUGGAGGAAGGCACCCCGGGGUCCUCGGUGGAGUCGCUGGAUGCGAGUGUCCAGGCCAGCCCCCCGCAGCCGAAGGACGAGGACCCCGAGAGGGGCGCCAAGGAGCUCGCCAAGUGCGACUGCUGGGCAGACGAGCAGGCCCCGCCCCCGGCGUGUGCCCACCGGCUGGAGCUGGCUCUGAGUGUCAUUAAGGGUCUCGACUAUAAGCCCAUCCAGAGCCCCCGGGGGAGCAGGCUCCCCAUCCCCGUGAAGUCCAGCUCACCCAGAGCCAGAGCCGGCCAGGUUCUGCCGGACGGAGUUGGUGCCGCGUUCCUGCCCCGGUCUCUGAGACCCCUGUCCAAGUCGCCCGCGAGCUAUCCCUUGGAAAUUGCAGACCUGCAGGAGCUAUGGGAUGAUCUCUGGGAAGAUUAUUUGCCACUUCGGUUCCAGCCCAUGGCUGAAGAUUUAUUCAAGCAACCAAGACUGACUGAAAAUGAGACCAACACAGCACCACAAUCUGUGUCUGAUUCCCUCUUGGCAGAACUCCAAGAAAAGAUCCAGCAAACAGAAGUCACCAACAAGGUCCUUCAGGAGAAACUGAAUGAAAUGAGCUGCAAACUAAAAUCUGCUCAGGAAUCAUCUCAGAAGCAAGAUGGCACAAUCCAAAGCCUCAAGGACACUCUCAAGAGCAGGGAAAGUGAGACCGAGGAGUUGUACCAGGUGAUUGAAGGUCAGAAUGACACCAUGGCAAAACUUCGAGAAAUGCUGCACCAAAGCCAGCUGGGACAACUUCAUAGCUUGGAGUCUUCUCCCCCAGCUCAGCAGCAGGUCGCCCUGCUGGACCUUCAGAGCGCUUUGUUCUGCAGCCAGCUUGAGAUCCAGAAACUGCAGAGGAUGGUACGACAGAAAGAACGGCAGCUGGCCGACGCCAAACGAUGUGUGCAGUUCAUUGAAGCUGCGGCCCAGGAACGAGAGCAGCAGAAAGAGGCUUCCUGGACACAUAAUAAGGAAUUGCGAAAAGCCUUACAACAGUUACAAGGAGAAUUGCAGAAUAAAAACCAAAAGCUUCGUGCCCUGGAGGCUGAAAAAUUCAAUGAGAUUCGAGCCCAAGAGCAAAAUAUCCAGCGUCUAAACCACAGUCUGAAUCACAAAGAACAACUGCUUCAGGAAUUUCGGGAGCUACAGCAAUAUCGGGAUAACCCAGAUCCAACCUUUGAAGCGAAUGAAAUGUUGCUUGAGAAACUUCGGCAACGAAUACAGGACAGAGAUGCUGCUUUAGAGCGAGCCAUAGAUGAAAAGUUCACCACCCUGGAAGAAAAAGAAAAAGAACUGCGUCAGCUGCAGCUGGCAGUGAGAGAGCGAGACUAUGACCUGGAGAGAUUGCGCGUUGUCCUCUCCUCCAAUGAAGCCACCAUGCAGAGUAUGGAGAAUCUCCUGAGGGCAAAAGGCCUAGAAGUGGAGCAGUUAUCUACCAGCAGUCAGAACCUCCAGUGGCUCAAGGAAGAAAUGGAAACCAAAUUUAGCCACUGGCAGAAGGAGCAAGAAAGCAUCGUUCAGCAGUUACAGACCUCUCUGCAUGACAGGAACAAAGAAGUGGAGGAUCUCAGUGCCACAUUGCUCUGCAAACUCGGACCAGGUCAAGUGGAGAUUGCUGAGGAGCUAUGUCAGCGUCUACAGCAGAAAGAAAGGAUGCUUCAGGAGCUUCUGAGUGAUCGCAACCAGCAAGCUGCGGAGCACGGGCUGGAGAUCCAGAACCUCCUGCAGUCCAUGAGCUCCAGGGAGCAGGAGAGCCAAGUGGCCUCGGAGAAGAUGGUACAAGCCCUGAUUGAAAGAAAUUCAGAAUUACAAGCCCUGCGCCAAUAUUUAGGAGGGAAAGACUUCCUGGCUUCCCAGGCACUCAUGUCUAACCAGCUAGCUGAAGUCACCUCCAUCUGCCCCCUUCUUGGAGAGCAGACGGAUCAAGGCUCCGUGCAUAUACCCUCCAGAGAUGAUAGCACUUCACUGACCGCCAAAGUGGACACCAGCAUGCCCAGAUCCUCACUAGGCGACUCGGACACAGUUGCUGAGCUAGAAAAAGAACUGAAUCAUGCCAAAGAGGAACUGGACCUCAUGGCGAAAAAAGAAAGAGAAAGUCGGAUGGAACUUUCUGCUCUCCAGUCCAUGGUGGCCGUGCAGGAGCAAGAGCUGCAGGUGCAGGCUGCCGACUUGGAGUCCCUGACCAGGAACAUGCAGCUCAAGGAGGAUCUCAUAAAGGACCUGCAGAUGCAACUGGUCGAUCCAGAAGAUAUACCAGCUGUGGAACGCCUGACCCAAGAAGUCUUACUUCUUCGGGAAAAAGUUGCUUCAGUAGAAUCACAGGGUCAAGAAACUUCAGGAAACCGAAGACAACAAUUAUUGCUGAUGCUGGAAGGGCUUGUAGAUGAGCGGAGCCGGCUCAACGAGGCCUUACAGGCAGAAAGGCAGCUCUACGGCAGCCUCGUCAAGUUCCACGCGCACCCCGAGAGCUCUGAGAGAGACCGAACUCUGCAGGUGGAACUGGAAGGGGCGCAGGUGUUACGCAGUCGGCUCGAAGAAGUCCUCGGAAGAAGCCUGGAGCGCUUAAGCAGGCUGGAGACCCUGGCAGCCAUUGGAGGUACCGCUGCGGGAGACGACACUGAAGAUGCAAGCACUGAGUUCACUGACAGUAUUGAGGAAGAGGCUGCACACAAUAGCCACCAGCAACUCAUCAAGGUGGCUUUGGAGAAAAGCCUGGCAGCAGUGGAGACCCAGAAUGUCUCCCUCCUUCCUCCUUCCUCCGCAGAAGGGGACUGUAACAGGGGUCUUCAGGAGGAAAUGCUUCACCUGAGGGCUGAGAUGCACCAGCACUUAGAGGAGAAGAGGAGGGCUGAGGGUGAGCUGAAGGAACUAAAGGCUCAAAUCGAAGAAGCAGGAUUCUCCUCUGUGGCCCACAUCAGGAACACUAUGCUGAGCCUUUGCCUUGAGAAUGCGGAGCUGAAAGAGCAGAUGGGAGAAGCAAUGUCUGAUGGAUGGGAGAUUGAGGAAGACAAGGAGAAGGGCGAGGUGACAGUGAAUACUGUGGUAGCCAAAGGGAAUCCGAGUGAGAAUCAACUCCAAGCAGAGUUCAGAAAGCUCCAGGGAAAACUGAAAAAUGCGCACAAUAUCAUCAACCUCCUCAAAGAACAACUGGUGCUGAACAUUAAGGAAGGGAAUAGUAAACUUACCCCGGAGCUCCUGGUGCAUCUGACAAAGGAGAUCGACAGAAUGAACACAGAGCUAAUUGGCUCUCCCGGGAGGUACCGAUGCCGGGAAGAGGAGGAUGUGACCAUGAAGCCCUGCCCACGACCCCAGAGCCUUGACCUGGGGGCCGCCCUCACCGUGGAUGUCCAACUGGACCGCCAGCCUCAGGCCUGUGAUCCGAGGGCCCAGGCAGAAUUGAGCCUUUCAAGAUCCACCAAGCACUUGCGCUCGCAGCUGGCCCAGUGCAGACAACACUAUCAGGACCUCCAGGAGAAGCUGCUGAUAUCGGAAGCCACUGUCUUUGCCCAGGCCAACCAGCUGGAGAAAUACAGAGUCAUGUUUACAGGGGAAUCGCCGGUGAAGCAGGACAGCAAGCAGAUCCAGGUGGACCUCCAGGACCUGGGCUAUGAGACGUGUGGCCGCAGCGAGAAUGAGGCUGAGCGGGAGGAGACCACCAGUCCCGAAUGUGAGGAGCACAGCUUCAGGGAAUCCAUCCUGAGAGAAGGGCUGUGCUCUGAGCAGCGUGGUCUGGGCUCAGGCCCUGGGAAGAAGCCCUUGGUGAGCCAGCCGUGGACGCAGGACUUCCAGUCAUACGGCAAGUCAGAAGAUAUCUCUGUCCUGCAUAAGGACAUCAGUGAUCUGAAGGCCCAACUGCAGAACGCCCACAAGGUCAUUCAGAACCUCAAGAGUCGGGUCCGGUCCCUCUCUGUGACUAGCGAUUAUUCCUCUAGUCUGGAGAGACCCCGAAAGCCGAAAGCCCCGAAGGCUGGAGGCCUCGAGGGAUCGUCACCGCAGAGCGCCACAGAUGAAGACGAAGGAUGGCUGUCUGAUGGCACUGGGGCCUUCUAUUCACCUGCACUUCAGGCACAGAAGGACCUGGACAGUCUGAUCCAGAGAGUGUCCCAGCUGGAGGCCCAGCUCCCCAGAACUGGUCUGGAGGGGAAGUUGAAUGAGGAGCUGAGGUCAGCCCCCUGGCCUGGAAAAUAUGAUUCCUUGAUUCAGGAUCAGGCCCGAGAACUAUCGUACCUACGUCAGAAAAUACGAGAAGGGAGAGGUAUCUGUUAUCUUCUCACUCAGCAUGCAAAAGAUACAGUGAAAUCUUUCGAGGACCUUCUGAGAAGCAACGAUAUUGACUACUACCUGGGGCAGAGCUUCCGAGAGCAACUUGCCCAGGGAAGCCAGCUGACAGAGCGGCUCACCAGCAAGCUCAGCACCAAGGAUCAUAAAAGUGAGAAAAAUCAAGCUGGACUUGAACCCCUGGCUCUCAGACUCAGCAGGGAACUCCAGGAAAAGGAGAAAGUGAUUGAAGUCCUGCAGGCCAAGCUGGACGCCCGUUCCCUCACACCGUCCAGCAGCCAAGCCUUGUCCGACUCCCGCCACACCCCCAGCAGCUCCUCCUUUCUGUCUGAUGAGCUGGAAGCCUGCUCUGACAUGGAAAUAGCCAGCGAGUACGCACACUAUGAGGAGAAGAAAGCUUCACCUGGGCCUUCAGAUUCCAUCCAUCAUUCGACUCAUUCUGCCGUACUGUCUCCUAAACCAUCAGCAACCAGUGCACCUCAGGGGCUUAAAGCCGAACCCAGCUGCAAUCCAAUCAACUGUCCAGCUCCCCAGAAUUCCCCCCAGGAGGCCAUCCAGGCCCAUCCAGGCCUUCAUUUCCCCUCCAUUCCCAGGCUGGUUAGCCCCCCUCGGGCACCACUGCCCUUAGGUCCCCACAGCUUCCCGCCUUUCAGCCCCACUGGCCCUCCGGUCCUUGGCUGCUGUGAGACACCGGUAGUCUCCUUGGCAGAGGCUCAGCAGGAGCUGCAGAUGCUGCAGAAGCAGUUGGGAGAAAGUGUUAGCUCCGUCAAUCCUGCUUCCCCAGCAACACUAUUGAGCAACAAUUCAGAAGCCAACUCCUCCCACUACCACAACCCUUCACAGCCCCACUCUCUGAGGGGUGCCAUAGAACUGGGCAGAAUCCUGGAGCCUGGGUACCCCAGCAGCAGUGGCCAGUGGGAUCUGAUGACCCCUCAGAAAGGAAGUGUUUCUGGAGAUCUCUCCUCAGGCUCAUCUGUGUACCAGCUUAACUCCAAACCCACAGGGGCUGAUCUGCUGGAAGAGCACCUUGGAGAGAUCCGGAACCUCCGUCAGCGCUUGGAGGAGUCCAUUUGCACCAAUGACCGUCUGCGGGAGCAGCUCGAGCACCGGCUGAGUUCCACUGCCCGGGAUCUUGGAUCUACCUCUAACUUCUACAGUCAGGGCCUGGAGUCCACACCCCAACUCUACAAUGAGAACAGAGUCCUCAGGGAAGAGAACCGGAGCCUUCAGGCUCAGUUGAGUCAUGUCUCCAGAGAACACUCCCAGGAAACACAGUGCCUGAGGGAGGCCCUGCUGUCCUCCCGUUCCCGCCUCCAAGAGCUGCAACUGGAGCUGAAUCACCACAAGAUGGAGGAGCAGCAGCUCCUGGGGGACCUGAAGGAGAAGCAACAGGAGAUCCUGCAUUUCCAGGAGGAGCGACUGUGCCUUCAGGAGAAGGACUCCAGGAUGCAACAAAAACUGGCCCUCCUGCAGCAACAGUGUGAAGAGAAACAGCAACUAUUUCAGUCCCUACAGUCAGAACUACAGCUCUAUGAGACCCUCUAUGGAAAUUCCAGGAAGGGGCUGAAAGUGCCUGCUUGGGAUGCCUGUCGCCAAGUCCCCCUGAGCAGUGACUUGAGCCACCUGGUGGCAGAAAUCCGAGAUUUGCGAGGACAGCUGGAGCAGAGCAUUCAGGCCAACACCUGCCUGCGACUGCAGCUGCAGCAACAGCUGGAUGGGAACGCAGGCAAGGAGAGGCCGUCCUCCCACCAGCCCUCCCCAGACAGCGCCGGCCCAGCAGCGCCGCUCUUCCCAGAUUCGGCUGCUUCCCCUCCAGUUCGGGAUGUCGGCAUGAGUUCUUCUGGUCUGGUUUUUCCUGGCAUGCCUUCCUCUGGACCUCCUUCAGGGUCAGCUGUCACGAAUGACUCGAGUUUGGAUGUGUCUCCUAAGCUGGAGGGACACGCUGUUGACGGCUCCUUUGCCAAUAAGCAUGGUCGCCACGUCAUUGGCCACAUUGAUGACUACAGUGCCCUCCAGCAGCAGAUUGGGGAGGGCAAACUUCUGGUCACCAAGAUGGCAUCUCUCAUGAGAUCAGCAUGCAACUCCCCUGGCCUGGAAGCUCAGGGCACAGAGGUGCCUGGGGGCGAGGGUGUCUGGGAGCUCCGCAGAAACACCCACGCCCUGCACCGUUCGCUGGAGGAGUCCGCGUCCCUCCUCACCAUGUUCUGGAGAGCUGCUCUGCCGAGCCCCGCGGGCCACAGUCCAGCUGCCAAGGCGGGAGAGUCCGUGAAAAGGGAACUUCUGGAACUGAGAACCAAACUAUCUAAACAGGAGAAUCUGCUUCAGAGUACAGUGGAGCGUCUGAAGACAGCCAAUCAGCAGAAGGAGAGCAUGGAGAAGUUCAUCUUCAGCCAGUUGACCAGGACGCAUGAUGUUUUGAAGAAAGCAAGGACUAAUUUGGAGAAGAACACUCCCAGGAUUGCCUCUGUAAAGCCUUAUUCCUGUCCCAGGAAAGGAGAAAUCCCUAAGGGCCCUUCCAGGCACUCCAGUCUUGUGACCCUUGCCUUCCAGGAGCCAUGCAAGAAGGAAAGCCCUCAGUGGUCUCCCAAACAACUGGAAAGAUGGGCCUGUCCCCCUUCUGUGCAGCUCCCUGUCUGCUAAGGAGGAUCUGGGCUCUCUGCAGCAGAUUCAUCCAGAGUCUAGAAGGAGUCAGAGGUGUGUCUUGGUGGCACGGUGGAAAGGCAGAGAGUCUUCCUUUCCUGCAUUGAUGGAAUACAAUAACCCAAGGUCUACUCGGCCUAGCACAAAGAAAAAGGAGUAGUUUCUGUUUUUUUAGAGGACUUCGUGACACCGCUUGCUAGCAUCUCAGUGGCCUGGCAACUAACUCUAGCUUGACUAUAUCUUCAGCACCUGCCUUCAAGUGGUCAACUCAGGGGAAAUCAGACCUUGCUUCCUAGGAAUAGGGCACAUGACCCGACAUGUGCUCCCCACAUGAAACACUCAACAGGAGUCUCUUGCUUCUGAAAUAAAUGACAAUUCUGCGAUGCCAGCACAGCUCACAGACCUGCACCAAUCUGGGUGGCUUGGCUGCUCACAGUCAGGCUGGCCUCAAUCUCUGCCACUGCUCCUGAGGUGUGGAGUCCACCUGGAGAAAUGUGCUGUCCUGGUGCCAUCUCCUAUUUUGUCUCUCACCUCUUAUUUCAAUCUUCUACGGUAUCAAAGGGCAUUGGCUCCAGAGUCAACAUGAUCCUACUGUCAUCCUAACUUCCUUCUGGGAAAUUGUGGACUAGUGGUGAGACAAGCCCAUUGAAAGUCUUGUGUGAAGCAAACCAGUGUUUAUAGUUACAUGGCACCUGUGAGGCUUGGUAGUGCUCAAGCCCAGCCAGUCUUCAAUGCACUGCAGAUUGUGUGUGUGUAUACAUGUAUGAUCGAUAUUUAUUUAUAUGACUGCAGUGUUAUGCGGAAGGCCAGCAUACCUGGUCCGAAGGGUCAAGGAGAGGAAAUAGAACUACCCUACUGAUGGCUGUGGAAACAAAAGUGUAUAGAGAAUAAAAAUGUCUUCACCUA